Rubroshorea leprosula is the source of this 3543-nucleotide messenger RNA. The record is from the annotation of a GenBank genome assembly. NCBI's taxonomy places the organism in Eukaryota, Viridiplantae, Streptophyta, Magnoliopsida, Malvales, Dipterocarpaceae.
AGAGGCGAGAGGCGACCGCACGCUCGAGGGAUAGAACUUCUGCUGAGAGCACGAAACCAUGGCGUAAACCUCAAGCGCUGUUCUCUCACACACUCCCAUCGCAAAUAUAAUCUCAGCUCACAAUCUCACUUUUGCCUCCACAAACCCUAGAAAAUGUCCGGCGGGUUUUUCCGGGGCACUUCUGCCGAGCAGGACACUCGGUUUUCAAAUAAGCAAGCGAAGCUGUUGAAAUCGCAGAAAUUCGCUCCUGAAUUGGAACAUCUGGUGGACAUCUCGAAAGUGAAGAUGGAUGUGAUUAGACCAUGGAUUGCUACUAGGGUGACCGAGCUUCUUGGUUUCGAAGAUGAAGUUCUUAUCAACUUCAUUUAUGGUCUUCUUGAUGGAAAGGAAGUAAAUGGCAAGCAAAUCCAAAUAUCACUGACUGGAUUCAUGGAGAAAAAUACUGGAAAGUUCAUGAAGGAGCUUUGGUCCCUUCUCCUGAGUGCGCAGAACAAUGCAAGUGGUGUUCCUCAACAGUUCUUGGAUGCCAAAGAAGAGGAAACCAGGAAGAAAAAGGCAGAUGUAGAUCGGAUAGCAAGUGAAAUUCAGAAGAAGAAAGAUAAGGAAAGUAGAGAACGUGACCAAGAGAGACGGAAGAUGGACGGCGAUGUUGAAAUGAAGCCUGCUGAAGCUGAAUUGGAGCCAUCCUUGAGGCAGCUAUCAAGGGUUCCAAGUGAAAAUCCUGAUGAUGAGAGAGAUGCUGGACGAAGGAAUGGUGUGAGAAGAAGAAAGAGGGCUUCUGGAUCUCCUCAUUCAGCUGAUCGUUCUCUGUCAUCCCCUCAAAGAUCGAGAUCCAGAUCAGUUAGCAGGUCCCUUUCUAAUUCUAGAAGUUAUCCAAAACACAGGUCAAGAAGUGUCUCUAGAUCACCCGAACCACAACAUCGAUCCAUAUCUUCAGAUAGGAUGAAACGUUCUCCAAGAAGAAGAUCAUUGACACCUCAGCCUAGGCAUUCACCUCGUGUUUCUCUCUCCCCUCCCAGAUGGAAAUCUUAUAGGCGAAGGUCUAGAUCACGAUCACCUCGCAGAUCACGAUCUCCUGUACGACGUAGGUUGCGAUCUCCAUACCGGCGCAGAUCCCCUUCGCCUGUGUGGCGUAGAUCCCCUUCUCCACGCCGUAGAUCCCCAUCUCCUGGCCGACGCUCAUCCCCUGCUCGGCGUCGCAGGUCUCCAUCACCUACUAGACGUGGCAGGUCUCGAUCACCUGUGCGCCGCAGAUCUCCAUCACCAGUGCGACGUAGAUCACCCCUUCCCUUUCGACGAAGAUCACCAUCUCCCUUUCGACGAAGAUCACCCUCUCCCUUGCGUCGACGGCGUCAGAGGUCUCCAACUCCACGUCGCAGGUCACCGUCUCCUAUGCAACGUAGACCACCUCCUUCCAGCCGAAGGAGAUCAUCUACCCCUUCCCGAGGUAGAUUGGCUUCACCUUAUGGAUCAAGUUCUCCAUCUUCUGCUCGACGUGGCUCCCCUCCACCAAUUAGGAGGAAAUCUUCAAAGGAACAUAGGAGAUCACCUUUAGAAUCUCCGCAUGAAGGGGAUAGACUGCAGGAAAGAUUGUCUCCAGUGAAACGUCAGUCUUCUAGCAUGAGGUCACUGCAGCGAGAUCCAAGGAAUCAGAAAGAAUUACAGAAUAAAGUUUCAGUUUUGCCUUCAUCACCAGAAAGGUCUCCAAGUGUUUCUGAAUCACCAACUAAAACAAGGAAGAGGGCUGCUAAUGAUUAUGGAAGUCCAUACAAGAGUCCUUUGAGGCAAGUGAGGGAGCGGGUGACUCAUAAUGGAAGUGGGAGUCCUCAAAGAAAAGCAGGGGAAUUUAAGUCACAUCAGAACAGUCCAGAAACUAGCAAAGAAAAUGAAGACAACAACCAAGCUAGGGAGGAUGACAAUGGUAGUUCUAGGUCUUCACAUAGAAGAUCCUUGCAUUCACCUAAUGUCAGUAAGCAGAAGAAUUCUCCUCUCAAAAAUCUUUCCCCAGAAAAUAAGAAUGAAAAUUCCUUUGGGAGGGAAGUUCGUCCAGGAACUCCUGAUCAACAGAGUUCACCAAUAUCUGAUGAAAGGGGCCACUUUCGUCAAAAUGAAGUGAGGGACAAUUAUCAAUCCCGUAAAACAGAGACAGUGGCAACGCUUGUUGAAAAAGUUGAUCAUAAUAACCAACACUUCAAUUCUGAUUCUGAAGGAAAAGAUAAUCACAGAUCUAAACGCAAGGAAAAGAGAAAGCAUAGAAGAUCGGAGAGACAAGAAGUAACUUCUGAUGAGGAUUAUAGUUCUGAGUCUGAAAUAGAAGACAGGAAGGAGGCUAAAAGGAGGAGGAAAGAAGAGAAAAGAUUACGAAAGGAGGAGAAGCGUAGACGGCGUGAGGAGAGGCAUCGUAAAAGAGAAGAAAGACGUGCAGAGAAGCUGAAAUUGAAGAACCAAGAUGACUCUAAUGCUUCAGAUGGUGGGCAUGUCUCAAAGAGGGAGCCCCAUUCAAGUGAUGAUGAAGAGACAGUCUCUGACCAGAAGAAGCUUGAGAUUGAGCUAAGGAAGAAGGCACUCGAAUCGCUCAAAGCAAAGAAGGGCAUUAAUCGCUAAAUCUUGUCCCUGGAACAAUGAUUUGCCAUUUUAGCAUACUGUCCUGAUCAGACAUAUUUAAUUUUGAUAUUGGAGUCACUUUUCAUAUUGGAGUUAUGAAGUUUCAUAUUGGGGUGAUUUUUCAUAUUGAAGUUUAAUGUAGUCUGUGUUUACUGCUGGCAGCUGGAAUGGAUAAAAUGAGGAUUUCCUGAGCUUUUCUCUUGAGUGCAACUUUAUGCAGACCUCACUGCUGGUAACAACUGUCUUCCCUCAGUGGGGAAUUUGAUUUUCUUGUUGGGUGUUUAGGGGUUGCCUUGAUUACUAGGGGUUGCCUUGAUUACUCGUGCUUGCCUAUUGUGCUUUUAUGCAUCUUUUAAUCUGAUUUGAUCUUUUGUUACUGACCUGGGAAAUUGUGUUUGCCCAACAUUUGCUGGAAGGUAUUAAUGGGAUCCUUAGGGUUAAAUGAUUAUUUAAUUGUUGCUCAGAGAAAUAUUUAAAUAUUUUUUCUUGUCAUUUGCAUUAGUAUGUCAAUGAACUAAAUGAGCCUUCUGGUCAAUUUUUAGAUGAAUUUAUUGUCAACUAGAUGACUUGGUUGAGCAGGCUGUGGAGAUCCACAAUUUGAACCUCAACUCAGGUGAAGUAUUUUUAUUCUUGCUGGGGCUCUUUAGAAGAAAUCAGUAUGUAGGUGAUCCUCUGUGUGUGUUUAUACUUAGCUGCUUCUUACUUUAUCUUGGUUUGACCUCUAUGGUUGGCAGCUUGAAAGUUGUUCCAGGGACUUUGUUUUCUAGUGGUGCUAUAAUUCUCAGACUCAUGGUCCUGAUUUUGUGCUGUAAAGUAUCUGCAGAUGGCUUCAUCAUGUAUGUAUUCACAGUGGUUUACUCUCUAUAAGGAUAUUCCUUUGUGUCUUAAAGUUAUUGAUUAUUUGCAAUACCUAAACAACCUGUGCGAAGAUCUUACUGU